Cottoperca gobio is the source of this 18612-nucleotide messenger RNA. RefSeq names its product lysine (K)-specific methyltransferase 2D (gene kmt2d). NCBI's taxonomy places the organism in Eukaryota, Metazoa, Chordata, Actinopteri, Perciformes, Bovichtidae. Gene Ontology annotation, biological process: positive regulation of transcription by RNA polymerase II. Gene Ontology annotation, molecular function: histone H3K4 methyltransferase activity; transcription coactivator activity; protein binding. Gene Ontology annotation, cellular component: MLL3/4 complex; nucleus. The record is from RefSeq and is a predicted model, not a curated record.
AUCAACCCUGACCUUAGACCGGGUAAUGUUAGCGCUGCUAUCGGGAACAUUUAGCUGUUAGCUUCGACCAGAUGGAGAUGUCUACUUGCUGGAGAACGAGCUAUGUUACCUGAGUGCUAACUUUAGGUUGAAUUAUGUUUGAAGUUGGCUGUGUUCAAGCAGAUCUCUGUCAAGGAGGUCAAAAUCAAUACGGGGGAUGGACGAGCAGAAAUCAAACUGCGAAGAAAAUGACUCUGAACCAACAGCUGAUGACAAUGCCCCUUCGAAGCAGUUUGUAUCAUCUGAGGAGGAGUCCAAAGCCCUUCCUGCUACUGAAGACCUGUCUGGUGCUACAGCAGCCUCGUCUAGCACACCUGUUGAGAGCGUUCGAGCCUGUGCGCUUUGCAACUGUGUGGAGCGGAGCCUGCAUGGACAGCGGGAACUGAGACACUUUGGGCCAUCUUCUGAGCGGACGAUCCUCAAGCCAUUAGCUCCCCCACUGCCACAGCCCGGGAAUGAUGACCUGUCUUCCAUUGGAUUUUCCGAUUCCCCAUGUCUGGCAUCAUUCUUUGACGACUCAGGGGGUUGUUUGGUUCAUCACUGGUGUGCGGCGUGGUCGGAGGGAGUUAAACGGAUGGAGAAUGAGGAGCUGGAGAACGUGGAUAAGGCCGUUAUCUCAGGGACACAGCGGCUUUGCGAAUACUGCAAAAGACUGGGUGCAACCAUUCAAUGCCAUGCUGAGGGCUGCUCGCGGUUCUACCACUUCCCCUGCUCGGCAGCCAGUGGAUCCUUCCAGUCCAUGAAGCAGUUGGUCCUCCUUUGUCCAGAGCACAUAGACAAGGCAGAGGAGUUGGCAGGUGAGGAGUCUUGGUGUGCAGUGUGUGACUCAGCAGGGGAGCUCACAGACUUGCUGUUCUGUACGGGUUGUGGCCAACAUUAUCAUGCGGCCUGUCUGGAGAUUGGUGCCACGCCCAUCCAGCGGGCAGGAUGGCAGUGCCCAGAGUGUAAAGUGUGCCAGACUUGCAGACAACCAGGAGAAGACUCCAAAAUGUUGGUAUGCGAUGCCUGUGAUAAGGGCUACCACACCUUCUGUCUCCAACCAGCCAUGGAUUCUCUUCCCUCUGACCCAUGGAAAUGCAGAAGAUGUCGCAUAUGUACGGAGUGUGGUGUCCAUGGACUAGGGCUGCCCGGAUCGGCCCAGUGGUUCGACAACUACACCGUGUGCGAUGGCUGCCAGCGUCACCGCAGCUCUGUGUGUGGAGUAUGCAGCAAAACUGCCAACCCAUCUGUCACUCUGCAAUGCUGCAGCAUGUGCCGCAGAUGGGUGCACAGUGAGUGUGCUUUACCGGAGGAGCUUCCUGAAGCCAAGUGCAUUUGCCGGCUUUGCAAGGAGGAACAUCAGCAGCCUGUCAUUAAACCAUACACAGCAGAGAUGCAAACCAGAGAGGCGUCUGAGGAGACUGAAGGACACAUGGAUUUGGUGGAGAUGACAAUCCAAACAGAUGCAAACCUGGUGACAGAAAGGCACAAAGACUUAUCAGAGCUGACACCAGGAGACAGAGGCACAUCCGAGAUGGGUCAGGAUGAAGCCACAACUGAUAAAGAGACACCCAUGGACUUAGGGGUGGAGUCUGCGGUUGUUGAGACAACAGUCAUUGGAGAGAAAAUCAUGCAGGACGAGCCGCAGGUAGCAACAGAAGGAUUGACUUCUGAGGCGCUCGCUGCUCCACUUGAGUCCACAGAAUGUGCAACAAAAGAACAGAGGGCCUCUUGUCUACCUGCUGAUGAAGAGAGAGCAGAAGAGGCGGUCAGCCAGGUGACUCAAGCCACCCCCUCCCAGGACCCCACAGGAGAGACGGAGGCUGACAACCCUAAAGAAGAACCAACACUGGUGUCACAGCAGGCUCCUGAAAAUAUGGAGGUGGAGGAGGAGAAGCUAGAGGCCACUCCAUCAGUGGAACAAGAAGUAUCAUCAGAGUUAUUAAGCAAUGACUCUGAUGGCACUCCUAUCACAGAACCAUUCAGUAAGGAUCCACCAAAGUUACCAGCUUCUCCUGCCUCUGUGGACAAAACGGAGCAUUUGCCCAUGGAUAAUAGGCAGGAAAGAAGUCCAUGCCAGGACCCCCAAUCUCCUUCUCCUCUUUCCUUAUCAGUAGACACACAAGAGGCCCUCCUCUCUUCUAUGGAAAUGGAGGGGAGGUUACUAACUCACUCUGAGGAGGAGGAGGAUGAUGAAGAGUAUGAUGAGCAAAUGAAAGGUGAAGGACUGAAUGAGGACAUAAAACAGGAACCACAGGAGCAAGACUGUAAGCCGGACUCUCUGCUGGAUGACAUGUCCUACUUGAGCCAUGGAGAUGAGAGCAGCAGUGGCUUUCUGGGCUCUCCAGGAGAACCAGAUGCUCAGCUCUCCAUGGAGCUUGGCCUUGUACCUGCUGGCCGCUCACACACAGAUAACCUGCUUACUGAGACUGAUGACUCGCUUCCCUUCGAACCCCUCAGAAGCGACAGAGAGAAGGCGAAACGCAGAGGAUCCCCAGGCCGCUCACGGGUCAAACAGGGGCGAAGCAAUAGUUUUCCUGGGAAGCGUCGACCUCGAGGAGGUGGUGGAGGGAGAGGGCGUGGUGGGAGGUCACGCCUCAAAGCCAUGGCCUCCUGCAUUGAUGCUUUCUUGCUAAGCAUGACCACAGACACUGGAAUAAGUAAAGAGGAAGAAGAGGAGGAAGAUGACACCAUGCAGAACACAGUUGUUCUUUUCUCCAACACUGAUAAAUUUGUCCUGCUUCAGGACAUGUGUGUCGUGUGUGGCAGUUUUGGAAAGGGUGCGGAGGGGCAGUUGUUGGCUUGUGCUCAGUGUGCCCAGUGUUACCAUCCUUACUGUGUGAACAGCAAAAUCACCAAGACGAUGCUCCGUAAGGGUUGGCGCUGUUUGGAAUGUAUUGUGUGUGAGAUGUGUGGAAAGGCUUCGGAUCCCUCCCGUCUGCUGCUAUGUGAUGACUGUGAUGUCAGCUAUCACACCUACUGCUUGGACCCGCCCCUGCACAAUGUUCCCAAGGGUGGUUGGAAGUGCAAAUGGUGUGUGUGCUGUGUGCAGUGUGGUUCCAACACCCCGGGUUUCCACUGUGAGUGGCAGAACAACUACACCCACUGUGGCCCCUGUGCCAGCCUCGUCACUUGUCCAGUAUGCAGAGAGAACUUCAUGGAGGAGGAGCUGCUGCUGCAGUGUCAGUACUGCGAUCGAUGGGUCCAUGCUGUCUGUGAGAGUUUGUACACAGAGGAUGAGGUGGAACAAGCUUCUGAUGAGGGCUUUGCAUGCACAUCCUGCAGCGCAUAUGUUCCAAAACCCGUGGUAGAGUCAGCCAUUAUGGCUUCAAUAAAGAUCAAAGAGCCAGAACCCCAGUUCUACCGGUUGGAGGGUGUGUGGUUGACAGAGUCGGGUAUGUCCCUGCUUCGCAGCAUCUCUAUGUCUCCUCUACACAAGAGACGGCAGCGUCGUUCCCGGCUCGGCACUCUGUGUUGUGAAGGAGGCCCUGAUGGAAUGGAUCUGAGGGAGGUCGAAGAAGGGGAGGAUGGAAAAGGCUGUGGGGAGCCCAUGGAGUGUGAAUCCAAGAUGGAGAACCCUGGGAGCCCUGACAGAGAAGGAGGGGCAGAGGGAGGCGCUGAAGGCAUGGCUGACUGCGAGGGUCUCAAAGGAGGAGCAGAGGAGACUGAUGAUAGCAAAAAAAGAAAGCGGAAACCUUACAGGCCUGGAAUUGGAGGCUUCAUGGUGCGACAAAGGAAGUGUCACACACGGAUGAAGAAAGAAUUUUUUGCCCAGUUGGCUGGAGAGACUACAUUAGAUGGACAGCCAAUUGAGAGAUCCAUUGACGAAGGACCUCAUCCUGACACAGAUAACAUAAUGGAUCCUAAACCAGUGGAGGGCGAGGAACAGGCCAAGAAACGUCGAGGACGGAAGAAGAGCAAACUUGAGGACAUGUUCCCAGCUUAUCUCCAGGAGGCUUUCUUUGGGAAGACGCUAAUAGACCUGAGUAAGAAAGCUGUGAUGAUACCUCCGGGGCAGAGGCCAGGCGCAUGCCUUGUCCGACCUUCAUUACCAGCACUGCCAGGGGUCAAAACUACUGCCCCAGAGGCUGAGGAUCGUGUGGUGAAGGAUCAUUUUUUUCUCAAGCAAGAAGCAGUUGACUGUCCCUCCGCUCAGGGAGAAGGUGCAGGUUUUGCACCAUCCUCAUCGCUGAAGGACCAGGUGUCAACUGAUCCUCAUGACUCUGAUGCAGAAAAAACUGAAGGUCUUCCGCAAGGGGUGGAGAGUCAGGACUCUGAGCAGUUCUUCAGAAAGGUUCUGGGAGUGUCAGACGGCUCCUCUUUGGGGGGCAUGAAGCCCAUCUUGGAGGGCAGUAAGGGAGAACUCAAUCGUAGCGCUCUGCCGCAGAGAGCUCUCCUCUCAGGGUCCCUGCCCUCAGCUGGAAUGAUGGAUGCCUUUCCUGGCCUCUCUCAGUCACCGUUCUUUGAUAUACGGGAGCGAGGAGGACUCUUCAGUCCAGAUGGAAGUGAGGAGAGCCCAUGGGCCAAUCCCUCGAACCCAGCAACUCCUUCCUCCCCACCGACACCCACUGAGGCAGAGGGUGAUGGGCUGUCCUACAACCAGCGCAGUCUCCAACGCUGGGAGAAAGAUGAGGAGCUGAGAGAACUCUCAACCAUUUCCCCUGUGCUUUAUGCCAACACCAACUUUCCCACUCUCAAACAGGACUACCCAGACUGGGCUAAUCGCUGUAAGCAAAUCAUGAAGGUCUGGAGGAAGGUGUCGGCAGCUGACAAGGUUCCAUAUCUGCAAAAGGCCAAAGAUAACCGAGCAGCUCAGAGGAUCAACAAGGCACAGAAGCAGGCAGAGAGUCAGGUGUGCAGGCCAGUCAAGACGGAGGGAGUGCGUGUGAAGACAGAACGGCCCAGUUUACACCUCCAGAUCCCUCCACCUUCAGGCUCUACGUCAAUCUCUUCCCAGCCCAGCUCUGCAGAAAGCCCAUUUCCCUUCCCUCCAGAUUCAGGAUCAUCCUCUGUCUUUUUCUCAGAUGGGCCUGUUAGGACCCCCGGGUCAGCUGAAAUACGGACAGAUCCCUUGGCCAAGCUUCCUCCUCAGUCACCCCAUUCUCAUUCUCACCCAACCACACCUUUCUCCCAUGCUGGGGCCAGCCCCUUACAGGCCUCUUCCUCAGGUUAUUCCACUUCCGGCCCACAGGGUCCUCCUCAGGGACGGCCAGCCAGUCUUGGCCCCUUUGACAUGCAACCAGGAACUCCUGGAACCCCCAGACGGGCUCAGCAGGUUGACCCCUACUUCAGAUCACAGCUGCAGCAGCAACAGGGUCAUCUACCACAAUCACAGCAGGGCUCCCAGGAGUCCCUCGGACAUCCAGAAAGUCCUCAUUCAAGAGGCGCAGGGCUUGGGGAGUCGCCCAUAUUCUCGCCACCCCACAAUACCCACUAUGGAGACCCUUUUAGAAUCCAGCAAGGGAUGGGACGGCCAGAAUAUGGUUUAUCCCCUUCACCCUCCGCAGUGGCUUCCUCACCUGCAAGCACAGGGCAGUACAGGGCUGAUAUGAGUGCACCUUCUCCACGCUCCUCUGCAGUUGGAAGACCUGAUCUAUCUACUGGCUCUCCUGCUGGGAUGCUGGAGUGUGGGGAUGGUUUAUUUAAGGCACCUAUGACUCCACGAAUGCACCAAGGUGAGGCGCAUCCUGGAGCAUCCCCAGGUCACCCCUCUGAAGGCUACAGGCAGUCUCCCUCCCACCCUUUCUCUGACCCCCACGCUCUGUCACCACUGACUCCCAGGCCACAGUCAGGCGACAAUUGUUCUCUUGGACCCCAGAGACACCCUGUAGCUCAACAGGAACUUUGCCCUCGAGUGCCCUCCAGCCCAAAUUCCCAGGGAAGCUCUCAGUCUCCCCACACUCCUGGAGGCCUCUCCAAUGAUGCUUACUCUGUCCAUUCUCCUGCUACGCCUCGUUUCCAAUCCUCAGACCCUUGUUCUCAGCCACCUUCAAGGCCACAAUCUAGAGACCCUUUUGCUACUAUCCACAAACCCCCCCGUCCCCCCUCUGUUGCACCGGAGGGAACAGCAAGUUACAAAAGCUCACCUCAUCCUAACCAGACGCCUCCACCACAUCCCACCAACAGUUCCAUAGGGGACCCUCUCUCUGGUAAACCGUCAGCACCUCUUACUUUUAGCCGCAGCCCCAACACGGGAGGCUUCCAAAUGACCCAACAGCAGAGUCAGAUGUUACAGGGUCAGCUUCAGCAACAACAGCCACAAACUCAACAGACUAUGGGGGCAGACGUCUUCAGCUCCAGGGUGCCACCUCUUUCUGGAUCUCACAAACUGCAAGCUGUUCGGCCUCCAGACGCACCUCAUCAGCCAGCUUUGCCAGGCACUCAAGAAAUGCCCGAAAUUUCAGCAGUGCAGGACCCUGCCUUAGUAGGCCUUAGCCCCUCUGAGCUGGAGAAACACCAACAGCGACUGAGACUACGGGAAUUCUUAAUCAGACAAAAAAUGCAGAGAAAUACCAUUAGACAAGAGAAGGAGGCUGCUGCAGCUGCUGCUGCUGGCAGUGCAUCCCCUGGCUGGUCUGGAGGAGAGAUGGGAGUCUUUACACAAGACAAGGCCCACAGAGCACCACCACCUUAUCCACAGGAUCGUGUUGCUGGCACUACUCCUGGACCUCAGGCUUCUGUGGCAGCAAAGAUGCCCAUGGCUGUUGGAGGCAUGGCGGACAAGCUCAUUCGCCCACCACCUUUAGGAACCCCUGCCAUUAUGGAUACUAGUGCACUAAGGCCACCAGGGCCCACCAGACCUCAGGGCAUGUUUGUCCGUCCACCAUUCCCUCCUCAGUGGCAGGGCCAGGCUCCAGGUCCAAGGAGGUUCCCCCAGCCUGGCAUAGAGGCUAUGGGCAUAAGGCACAAUCUCAACCCUAAUGUCAACAUCCAGGGUAUGGAAGGCAUGAGUAACCCUCACACCAUGAUACCAGGACAUGGAGGAGAGACCAUGCAGCCAAUGGGUCAAGGACCCCCACCACAGUUCAUUGAAUUGAGACACAACUCACAGAGACUACCUUUACGACCUCAGUUUAUGCCCCGUGGACCCCAGCCCAGACAACGUCUCUUUGUCCCGCAGCAAGAUAUGGCAGCACCUUUUGUGCAGCAACAUCCCAUAGGUCAAGCUGGUGGUAUUCAAACGGAGGGGGUCAGCAACUCGCAUCUUAGGUUACAGCAGGGUGGGCUGUCAGUUUUACUGCCUCAGCAGUCUACAGGCCCAGUAACACACCAGCCCCACCUGCAGCCCCCGGCAGCUGCUUCCACUCCAAACAUUCCAAGCACUGAGCAGCAUCAUCUUCGACAACCAAGCCUAGUCACACAGCACCAGUCUGCCACGGCAGUAAAUAGUGAGGAGCUGCCAGAGCCUGACCUUGAGGGGCUUGGGGAUGCCCCAGGGGAUGGAGGUGUGGAGGAUGAGGACGAUUUGGCUCUAGACUUGGACCCCGACAAAGGAGAUGAUGACUUGGGCAACCUCGACAACCUUGAGACCAAUGAUCCACAUCUAGACGACCUGCUUAACAGUGAUGAGUUUGACCUGCUGGCUUACACUGACCCUGAACUGGACCAAGGAGACCCUAAAGAUGUCUUCUCAGACCAGCUGCGGUUGGUGGAAGCAGAAAGUGAAGCGCCUUUAUCUUCCUCUGGAUCUGCACUUGUUAAAGUGGAAGGAAAAACAAAAGCGGAGCCAGGGCAGAAGUGUCUCACAACAGCUGCUUCCACUGCAAGAGGGUCUGCUACCCAACUGCCACCCUCUGCAGAAACUGUUGAUACCUCCAAGAUCAAAAUAGAAGACAGAGGUCUGACUCUGCUGCAUCCAGGACAGACUGUGGUGAAAGAUGAAAUUGGAGAGGCUGUGUCAAUGCUUCUUGGUGGGAGCACACCAUCUUCCAAGCCUGCACAACAUGAAAACCAGUCGGCUUCACUCAGUUCAGUUCGAUUAGGGGGACAUCCGUACCCCCUGCCAGGACAAGCUGAUGCAUUGCCUUUUCCUUCAGCUGCUCCACAUGCAGAUAUUAGUGAUGAUCCGCUGGGGCUGCCUGAUGUAGGGGGACAGCACUCCCCUGCUGUUGAUUUGGCAAAGGUAGAGAGCUCUUUAGAUGGUGAGCUUCCCCUUCUAAUACAGGAUCUGUUGGAGCACGAGAAGAAGGAACUACAGAAGCAGCAGCAGCAGCAACAGCAGCUCAGUUCCCUCCACCAGGGAGUUAUGGCGCCUCAUUUUCCUGGCCUCGCAAGUCAACAACAGCCAAACCCACAGGCACCUGGACAUAUAAUGCUGCCACAUCACCAUCGUCCACCACCCCAAGGAAUGAUGGCUCAGCCAGGAAUGGUUCCCCGUUCUCCGCACAUGUUGCAGCAGCAGCAGCAGCAGCAGCAGCAGCAGCAGCAGCAGCAGCAGCAGCAGCAGCAGCAGCAGCAGCAGCAAAGAAUAAUGGGAACUGGAAUGGCACCUCCACCUCACAUGAACAUGGCCCAGCAGCAAGCCAUGGUGAGGAUGGGGCAGCCAGGGAUCCAUACAGGAGUCAGUCAUCCACCGCAGCCAGGGGUAAAACCACCUCUGGUCAACAACUUCUUCCCAGAUAAAGAUUUAGACAAAUUUGCUACUGAUGACCUCAUGGAUCCCAUUGCCAAGGCAAAGGUGGUGGCACUUAAGGGUAUCAAGAGAGUGUUGGCACAGGAUCCAAUGGUUGUUCCCCCUGGCAUUAACAGGCAACAAGUUUCUCUGCUUGCUCAGAGGCUUUCCUCUGCCCCGGGCACAGAUCCAAAUCAACUUACAUCUGGACCUCCAAAGGAGGGAGAAACAAGUGAUCCUACCCAGUCAAGACCUAACCCUCCCCAAUUUGUGCAAGGAAUCAUCAAUGAUGCAGAACAGCACCAAUAUGAAGAAUGGCUUCUUCACACCCAGCAGUUACUUCAAAUGCAGUUGAAAUUUUUGGAGGAACAAAUUGGAGUUCACCGCAAAUCACGCAAGGCACUGUGUGCUAAGCAACGCACUGCUAAGAAGGCUGGCAGGGAGUUUGCUGAGGCAGAUGCAGAGAAACUAAAGUUGGUAACUGAAGAGCAGAGCAAAAUUCAGAAACAGCUUGACCAGGUACGUAAGCAGCAGAAGGAGCACACCAAUCUCAUUGCAGAGUACAGAAGCAAGCAACAACAGCAUCAGCAAAGCUCAGGUAUUCUUACCCCAGGUCAUUCUGCACAGGGGGCCCCUCCUCACAUGUUUCCCAAGAUGCCUAGCCAGAUGAUGAUGGGCCAACAGGGAACACCAGUAAUGGGCCAACAGGGAACACCAGUAAUGGGCCAGCACCCUGGUGUGAUUCCCCAAGGUGGAAUGCCCGUCAGGAUGCCCCAAGGGCAGCCUUUUAUUGGUGGACCCCAACCCCAGCUUCCUGCAGCUCUGGGAGCCAGUGGUGCCAGGGCUCCAGGUCCUCCUGGGGCUCCAACAGGAUUCUUCCCACAGGGGCCUGGAAUACAAGGUGCAGACCCCAGGCUUCUCCAAGAAAGACAGCUUCAACAUAGGAUGCAGAUGGCAAAGCUCCAGCAACAACAACAGCAGCAGCAGCAGCAGGUGAUGAUAGGCCAGCAACCGCUACCACACCCAAAUCAACAGCCUGGCUUAAUCGCUCAGCCACCGUCCGGCAUGAUGGGAAACCCACUUAUGGCCCAACAACAAGCAAACGCUCAACAGGGAAUGCUAGUCAACCAGGCCAAUCAGCUGAGCAUGGUGCAGGUUCCACAAGGAAUGGUUGGAGGCCAGUCUGUGGCUCCACUGCCACAGAACCUUGCAGGAGGCCAACCUAUGAACCAUGCUCAAGCCAUGAUGGCAGUUCAACCAGGGAUUAUGGCGAACCCACCAGUUGCAUCAUCACAACAACAGAGGCCUCAGUUGAUGAUGAGUCAGCAGGGAAUGGUUGGAUCUCCAGGUCAUCCUGGCCUCAGGGGUCCCCAGGGCCAAUUGACUCCACAACAACAGAACAUUCUGGCCCAACGCAUGCUUGCAUCUCAGCAACAACAGCAGCAGCAGCAAAAUGUUGCAAAGAAUUUGGCCCAUCUUCAGCAGCAGCAGCAGCUGGCACAGCAAAGACAACAAAUACAGUUGAUCAGUCAUUCCAACCAAGAACAAGGAGUGCUCUCCCAACCCUCUACCCCACAGAUGGGCUCCUUGCCUUCAGCAGGAAGUAUCACGCCCCAGCCACAGGGAUGUACAGACAACCAGAACUCAGGCCCCAAAGAGGGUGGGAUCCUCAGCCCUGAUUCAAGAACUCCACCACAGCAGAGUGGACCCUCCACACCCAAUCAGAUGUCCCAACUAGGCCCUGCAAAUGAUCAUCAAACUGACUUGGGGCGACAACAAUUACAACAGCAGCAGCAGCAUCAAAACCAGAUUUAUAUGACCCAGCAGCAACAAUCAAAUCCUCAAUCUGUACCUGAGCAACAAACAGGUUUGGUUGGAAACCAACAAACUGGUGUUCUUCAGCAACAUCAGCAACAGCAUCCACUCACUCUUCAGAGGCAAGGUUCCAUCGGUGUUGACAAGCCCAUUUUGAUGACCGUUAAAGAGGAAGGGAAACCAAUUGAUUUCUUAUCUCAGCAGCAACAACAGCAAACUGUUCAAAAUGCCAUGCAGCAACCACAAGAUCCCAACAUCCAGCAGCAGAUCAUAAGCCAGAACCAUCCUGGCCAGCCACAGCCUGUUGUGAUGGGCCAUACUCCACAACAACAACAAGCCCUAAUGGCCCAGCAGCAAAAGCAACAGGCCAUGAUGGGCAUGAUGAGAGCCCAACAGCAAGGGAUGAUUGCACAGAGGCCUGUGGUUCCACCUGGACAGAUCCGCACCCCUAUCAACAUCCAGGCCAUUAUUGCUCAGAAUCCUCAGCUACGCAAUCUUCCCCCAAACCAGCAGAUACAGCACAUCCAGGCCAUGAUUGCCCAGAGGCAGCUCCAGCAGGGACAGAUGCUGCGGAUGUCAAUGGGUCAAGGCCCACAAGGUCAGUUGAGGCCUCACAUGCCACCAGGACAGAUGCCACAGGUUGUGCAGCAGAUGCCAUAUGGAGCCAUGGGGAAGCCAGGAGCAGUAGGCACUCAGCAACAAUCGGGCAUGUUGGGCCAACAACCAAGUGUUGCUCCCCAGAUGCAGCAAGGGAUGAUGGUCCCUGGGCAACAACAGCCACAAGUAGGGGAGAUGAUGCAGCAACAUAUUAUGAGAGGCCAGGUACCAGUGCCGCCUUCCCCCAUGGACCAGGGCCGUAUGGUAAGACCAACAUCUCCACGUCAGCCAAUAGCCAACUCUCCUGGGCACCCAUUUAAUCAAGCUAUGGGGAUGCGCCCACCCACUCCUAACCAGAACCAACAAGUACUAAUGGCAGCUGCAGCAGGCCGCAUGCAGGGUUCUCCAUCUCAUGCAUAUUCACCAAGAGGUCCCUUCGGCAUGAGCCCGGCCCACCCGGCCUCACCUCAUUCCUCCCAUGUCUCCUCACCUUCUAUAGCUGACAGUAGGGCUGGAAGGGGGAGUCCGUACAGCCAUAUCAAGGCAUCUCCACUCAGGUCACCUGGAGCCAAGAGUCCGCUUGAUUGUCCAGGAAUGAAAAUAGAAGCUCAGACAUCAGGCAAUGAAACAUGUUACUCAGCGUCAGUUAUCCCCAAUGGUCCACAGAAAGGCAUGAAUGUCCAGCAACAGUUGCAGCAGGUCACAGAGAGCCUUGGUCCUCACACACAACAUGGCUCUAGAGUAGGAGAGAUAUGCAAGAUGACCCUACAGAACAUUAAACAGGAACCAAGGGAGGUUCAGUGUGAUGGUAUGCCAGAGGCUCAUCCUGGGGCUAUAAAGCGAGAAGCAACGGGUGAGGCAAUUUCUUCUGCAAACAACACUAGCUUUAUUAAUGCUGGAAACAUGGCUGGGGAUCCUGGGACUCAAGGCCCUCGUACUGAAACGGGACAGCAACUAUUACAGAAACUCCUGAGAACCAAGAACCUUCAGCUUGGUGCUCAGAGGCCCUCUGAAGGCAUCCACAAUGAAAUCAAUGGCCACAUUAACAGCAAACUAGCAAUGCUGGAACAAAAACUUCAAGGGACGCCACGAAAUAUGGAGGAUUUACAGUCUAUAACAAAAAGGGCUCCUGCUCAAAAGCCAAAGCGCACUAAUAAGGCAGCUGGAGACAGAGGGCCUAAUGCACGGAAGAAAAAUAAGAAGGAAGAAGUUGGUAAAAGUGCUGAAGCCCUAAUAAAGCAACUCAAACAGGGUCUCUCACUACUGCCUCUGAUGGAGCCUUCAAUCACUGCCAGUCUGGAUCUCUUUGCCCCUUUUGGAAGCAGCCCAGCCAAUGGCAAAACCCAGCUCAAAGGAUCUUUUGGAAAUGCAGUGCUGGACAAUAUCCCCGACUAUUAUUCUCAGUUGCUCACAAAGAGUAACCUCAGCAACCCACCAACACCUCCAUCCUCUCUGCCACCUACUCCUCCACCUUCAGUACAGCACAAGCUGCUGAAUGGGGUGACUCCUGGGGAGGAGCUGUCUGAGGGUCAGAAAGACACAGAGACAGCAGAAGAGCCAAUGGAUUCUGUUAAAGAGGAGGUGAAAAGUGUAGACAUUCUGGCAGCUCUCCCCACUCCACCACAUAACCAGAAUGAGGACAUCAGGAUGGAGAGUGAUGACGAGGACGCUCCAGAAAGCAUCAUCCCAGCAUCAUCCCCUGAGAGUAACGUCGGAGAUGAAACGCCACGUUUCCCUCACCUACGGGAGCCUAAAGAGGAGGAGAUAGAGAGAGCAAUAUCCCCCAUCAUCCCCCUCAUACCUCGCACUGCCAUCCCAGCAUUCCCAGAAAACAAACCAUUUGAAGCAACCGAUGGCAAGAUAGUUUCCACAUCCAACCAAUGGGACAAGGCCAAAAACAACGAAGUGUCUGUUACCUUCACACUGUCCUCUGCUGCAGCCAAGAAACUGAACCACGUCAUGUUGGCCAUGGCCCAGCUGCUUAAUAUUAGGAUGCCAGGUUCUUAUGAAGUGACUUUCCCUCCCCAAAACCCUGACGUGCCUGGAGUGGAUGGGCCUGGAAAAGGACCCGAGCAGUCGGGGGCUCUGUGUACAAAAGAUGGUGCUUCACCCAGUCAGGAUGAGUGGCUCAGGCAAUUUGAUGUCUCUCUACCAGGCUGUACGUUGAAGAAACAAGUGGACAUUCUGGCUCUUAUUAAACAGGAAUUCCCAGACAGAGAAGACAAACCGGCUCAGCACUGUUACACAACCAAAGUCUCUGACUUGGAUGUGCGCCACCUUCCUGCUAUACCAGUGGAAGAAUCUCCACCCCCAUCACCAUCCCCUCCACAUCGUCCCCCAUCUGUCCCAGUUCUAAUCAGUGAAGCUGAACCCUCAAAAAAAUCCACUUCUCCAUCCCCGACUCCCUCCAGUCCCACCAUUGUCCAGAUCAAGACUGAGCCUGAACAGGAUGAUGGUCCUUCUAUUGAUGCUACUCAACCAACUGAUGUCACAGAAUCUAAAGAGGUUGCUCCAGAAUCUAAAGAUGUUGCUCCAGAAUCUAAAGAUGUUGCUCCAGAAUCUAAAGAUGUUGCUCCAGAAUCUAAAGAUGUUGCUCCAGAAUCUAAAGAUGUUGCUCCAGAAUCUAAAGAGGUUGCUCCAGAAUCUAAAGAGGUUGCUCCAGAAUCUAAAGAGGUUGCUCCAGAAUCUAAAGAAGUUGCUCCAGAGUCUAAAGAAGUUGCUCCAGAAUCUAAAGAAGUUGCUCCAGAAUCUAAAGAAGUUGCUCCGGAAUCUAAAGAAGUUGCUCCAGAAUCUAAAGAAGUUGCUCCAGAAUCUAAAGAUGUUGCUCCAGAGUCUAAAGAUGUUGCUCCAGAGUCAUUUACUGAUCCAAAAACUGCCUCUGCAGCUUCAGAUCCUACUACUCCUACUGAAGACCGUCUGAGUCCUGCUAUCAAGGAGGAGGACUUGGCCACUGAUGUAGCCCAACCUCCUAAAGAUUCUCCAAACAUUGAGUCUUCCCCAAAGGCUGUCAAGCAGCGCAGGCCUCUCUCCCCUGAUGAGGUAAUACAUCCCAAAAUGAAAAAAUGGAAGGGGAUUCGUUGGAAACGUCUUCAGAUUGUCAUCACAAUACGUAAGGGUGGGUCUAAGAAAGAAAGCAGCCGUGAGGUGUCUGAGCUAAUGGAACGCCUCCGCAUUACUCUUCGACCAGACAGGCUGCCUCGUGAUAAACGUAAAUGCUGCUUCUGCCAUGAGGAAGGCGAUGGAGCCACAGAUGGGCCUGCCCGGUUGCUUAACAUUGAUGUGGACUUGUGGGUGCACCUCAACUGUGCCCUGUGGUCCACAGAGGUGUAUGAGACACAGGGGGGUGCCCUUAUCAAUGUGGAGGUAGCACUCCGUCGCGGAUUGCGGACUCUUUGCGCAUACUGCCAGAAAACAGGUGCCACAAACAGCUGCAACAGAAUGCGAUGCCCGAAUGUCUACCACUUUGCCUGCGCCAUCCGGGCACGGUGCAUGUUCUUUAAGGACAAGACCAUGUUGUGUACCCAACAUAAGCUAAAGGGCCCCAGUGAAGACGAACUCAGCAUGUUUGCUGUUUUACGGCGCGUCUACAUUGAGCGUGAUGAGGUAAAGCAGAUAGCCAGCAUCUUACAGCGAGGUGACCGUAUCCACCUGUUCCGUGUUGGUGGUCUCAUCUUUCAUGCUGUUGGCCAGUUGCUACCAUCCCAGAUGGCCAACUUCCACUCACCCACUGCCAUCUUCCCUGUUGGCUAUGAGGCCACACGCAUCUACUGGAGCACGCGUGUGCCCAACAAACGCUGUCGCUACCGCUGCCGCAUCAACGAGGAUGACAGUCGCCCCCUGUUCGAGGUGCGUGUUCUGGAGCAUGGCAUGGAGGAUUUGCAGUACCGUGACACUACUCCAGAGGGAAUCUGGGAGCGGGUGGUUCAGCAGGUGGCUAAACUCCGAGACGACUCAUCUAUGUUGAAGCUGUUCACUGAACAUGUCAAGGGAGAGGAGAUGUAUGGCCUCACUAUUCAUGCUGUCAUGCGUAUCACUGAGUCGUUGCCUGGAGUGGAGAACUGCCAGAACUACCAGUUUCGAUACGGCCGUCAUCCUCUGAUGGAGCUCCCUCUUAUGAUCAAUCCUACUGGCUCGGCUCGUUCUGAACCCAAAGUCCCCACACAGUGCAAGAGGCCUCACACUCUAAAUAGCACCAGCGUGUCAAAGGCCUACCAGAGCACCUUCACUGGAGAGCUCAACACACCAUACAGCAAGCAGUUUGUCCACUCCAAGUCGUCCCAGUAUCGACGCCUGAAGACCGAGUGGAAGAAUAACGUGUAUCUGGCACGAUCCCGCAUUCAGGGCCUGGGUCUGUACGCUGCUAAGGAUUUGGAGAAGCACACCAUGGUCAUUGAGUACAUUGGCACCGUCAUACGCAAUGAAGUAGCCAAUCGCCGUGAGAAGAUCUACGAGGAGCAGAACCGUGGGAUCUACAUGUUCCGCAUCAACAAUGAGCAGGUGAUUGAUGCCACUCUGACAGGAGGCCCAGCUCGCUACGUCAACCAUUCCUGUGCCCCGAACUGUGUUGCAGAAGUUGUAACAUUUGACAAAGAAGACAAAAUUAUCAUCAUUUCCAGCCGCAGGAUCCCCAAGGGAGAAGAGCUGACCUACGAUUACCAGUUUGAUUUUGAGGACGAUCAGCACAAGAUCCCUUGCCAUUGUGGAGCCUGGAAUUGCCGAAAGUGGAUGAACUAACCAGAAGAAAGAAAAAUGGAGAAUUCCCCUCUCACUGGUGCCAGAACACUCCUGCGCCAAAGCCUUUGAAAUCCUACAUAGCCAGUGCAUAAGCUGUUCUGAAAGAUGUGGAGGAAGGCCGGCCUCCGUCAUUGAAAGACUCAAGCGUUGACACCUGUAGCCAAAGGUUUGAAGAGCAUUAAUCAAUAAAAGCAACCGACCACCUCCAUCAACAGCAGCUUGAUGGUGGGACUAACUUUCAUGUUUGGACUAGUGAAUCACCGUUUCCUCAGCCAAAACCCUUUCCCCCCUCGACUGUUCUCAAUAAUCUUACAGUGGCUGGAAAACAAUCCUCAACAUCUACCAAAUGAUUAUGACCCUCAGAUAUCAAUACUUGUAGUGCAGAGCUCCCCUGGAGCUUCGACAAAAAGCCAUUUUAAAAUACUAAGAAUGAACUAAUGAUGCAUUUUUAUGUUUUAAGUCGGACCUAUUUCCUGUCCCAUCUGACCACACCUCCCCCUCAUCUCCCAGAAAAGGCACUUUCCCAUCAAGUCAUCAAUGAAGACAACACGGAUAUUGGCUAGCUAGACAAUCUUGAUGUGGCUCUGUGUAAGAACUACAUAUGAUUGAUGGAAAAAGAAAAGAUGAAGUUAAUAUAAAAUUUGAGAUGCUAUUGAUCUGUGGCUCCAGUGGCACCAGAUGUUCUGACUGUGUGGAGUCCCAAGGUGGGUUAGUUGGACCCAGUCUACCUCAUUGAUUUAGCGGGAAGUGACUGCUUUGUAUAAAAACUGUUAACUGCUACUGUGGAACGGGGGGGAAAGGGGGAAUGUUUUUAUGGGCUAAGCCUUCUCGGACAAGCAGGGAAUCUUAAGCAGCAGGUUUGCGCUAUCUACUCUAUGCUGAUGAUGAUUUACAAUAAUGAGCCAACAUAAUUAUUAUUCAUGAAUUGUUUAUACAGAGGAAAUAUAUGACAGUUUUGAUAAGAUAUUGCAUUAAAAAUCACAAUCAGAAGCUUAGCAGGUGUCUUGUAUGCCACCAAAUCCUCCUGGAUAUUGAUGUAGCUUUUUCCUUUUUUUGUUUUGUUUUUAUUUAUGCGUCUCAAAAACCAUGUUAUCAGCUGUGUGAAAGCACAAUAACAUCCACCUUUUUAAGUUGCUUAAAGACUGUAAUGGUGUGAGUGAAUGGCUCUAGGAUCACAGGACAUGCAGUCUUUGAAGAAGACUACAGAGUCCGAAAUUAACCAAUUACUCAUUUGCUUGUUGCUUCAUACAUUGAAUUUCCACUUGAAAACCAGCUGGUGGAUGCAUGACUACUGUCCCAUGAAAUGCUUUUAUUCUCCCCACAACUCAACCUUGAACUUUGAAUCAUGCCUCUUCCUCUCUGUAUUAUUUAGUGGACUGUUGUUAAACUUUACUGUAGUAAGUCUUCCUCUGCCUGAGUAUGGCCUGCAGUGUUUCUACUUCCCCUGUAGUGUGCUUUUCUAGUGCUGGUACUGUCCUCUCAAGGCUGAACUGAUGGCAGGGAAAGACUUAUUGGAAAAAAGGGCAUUUGUUUUCAUUUCUUUGUAAGAUGAAUGAAAAAAGUCUUUAAAGGGAGCUUUACUAAAACUCCACCUUCCCAUACUACUUUGUUUCCUCCUUCCCCUAACCUAAGACCUCACAUGAUUUAAAAAUGCAAAGUUGUACAAACUGUAUAUAUAGUAUAUGCAUUAGGGGACAGCAACUCUUUAUCAAGCCCCUUUGUAAUCAAUAAAGUCAAAAGUGUAGAGAAAUAAAAUUGAAAGAAAUCAACCACUGGAUAUCAUUUUAACAAAGAUAAAGCUGUAUAUAAAUAUAAAUAAAAUGGCAAACUAAUAUCUUUAUGUAUAUGAACCAGAGUGUUUUGCAUUUACCUGUUUUUCUAUUAGUGUUUUUGCUAUAAGCUCUCAGAGAAAAGUUUGUUAAAAUAGGUUUGACAACAAUGUCUGGUCUUCUCCAAUCAAUUGCGACGAGAAGCCGGUGUGAUUACAAAACUGUUUGGAUUCAUGUGGAGCGUCGUUAAUUAGACAUGAAAAUCACUUCUUGCGUAAAGCAGUACAAUGGUGCAUAGCAUUUGUAUUUAUGUAAUAUUGUUCGUGUUUCUUUUUAUUUUUAUUUAUGCUACUGCUUGUUGAUUACCAAAACCUGUCCCUUAAUCGGUCACAAUUGGAUUAAUAUACUCUUGAAUGGAAAAUCUUGAAUUCCCUAGAAUAUUGUUAGUGUUUCGCUUUUUUAUAUCUUCCCUAUAGAAGUGAAUGUGUUGGUAAACCUUGUGAAAUGGUUUCUUGGCCUAAUGUAUGUUAUGAUGUAAUACUCAAAGUUAAUCCCAUACUUAACCUGGUAAUGAAUUGCACUCUCAUAGUAUAACGGAGAACUUCUCUAAAGUGGUAGAUAUUGAUCAAGUAUCCGAAGCAGUGAUAUAUAUAUUUUUUGGUAUGUUUCUAUUUCAAGGGAAGACCAUGACGAGACAUUAUGCCGCUCACUGGAUUUUAGCCUGAAUAAUUUUUAACUUCUCUGAAACUUAAUUUUAAGUUCUCUGCAUAUCUUAUAAUUUAAUAAAGUUUGCUCAAAUUGAAGGUUUUUUUUAACCUCACCUACUUUAUAAAAAGAUGUUGCAUCUGUACAGCAGAGAUACUUUUAGGGAAUAUGAAUAAAUAUAAUGAUAAUUUUUAUUGUAUGUGGCAUGUUUUGUAUGGAUAUUAUUUUGAAUUGUACAUAUUUUUUUCAGGACGCCAGAGGUUGCAUCUCUUUAUAUACAGCUUUCCCACUCCUUUCCCCCUUCAUCUUAUUUCUUUGUCUGCUUUUUUCUUGUAAAGGAAAAUAAAAUGCAUUUUAAAUAUG